Molecule: messenger RNA, 282 nt
Organism: Lactuca saligna
Lineage: Eukaryota; Viridiplantae; Streptophyta; Magnoliopsida; Asterales; Asteraceae
Source: the annotation of a GenBank genome assembly
AUGAGUGUUGCUUUUAUUGAUGGUCCGAUGUUGACAAAAUUUGUCGAUGAUUCAGCAGCUUUUGAAAAAUGCAUAAAGGAACGAUUUGACAUGCUAGAUGUAAACAAAGAUGGUGUUCUAUCACGUAAUGAACUUCAUAAUGACAUCAAUGAUGUAUCUUCAGUGGAAUCCGCAUUGCAAUCUAAAGAAGAGGAAGUCAUGAUAGCUAAGGCUCAUGGUUUUGGCAAUACUCCGGUAUGCAUUAUUCUUCAGACCGAUAGCUUGCUUCAGAAAGUUGUAUAA